This is a messenger RNA of Parnassius apollo (apollo), 702 nucleotides long. The record is from the annotation of a GenBank genome assembly. Lineage: Eukaryota; Metazoa; Arthropoda; Insecta; Lepidoptera; Papilionidae.
AUGAACGUGAUUCCGGCAUGGCGGGAAGGCGUCACAGGACGUGGUGUCGUGGUUACCAUUUUGGACGACGGCCUAGAAACAGAUCAUCCAGAUUUAAUCGCUAAUUACGAUCCUAUGGCCUCAUACGACGUGAAUUCGCACGAUUCGGACCCUCAACCACGUUACGACAUGAUAGAUUCGAACAGGCAUGGAAAGAGGUGCGCGGGCGUGGUCGCUGCCACCGCCAAUAAUUCACUUUGUGCUGUCGGCGUUGCUUAUGGUGCUAGUGUUGGAGGUGUGCGAAUGAUGGACGGUGACGUGACCGAUGCGGUGGAAGCGAGAUCUCUAAGCCUCAACCCCCAGCAUGUAGAUAUCUACAAUGCAUCUUGGGGGCCAGACGAUGACGGAAAAACUGUGGAUGGUCCCGGAGAGCUAGCCACAAGGGCAUUUAUUGAAGGUGUUACAAAGGGCCGAAACGGCAAAGGCUCAAUAUUUGUUUGGGCGUCGGGUAAUGGUGGGCGGGAGCACGAUAAUUGCAACUGCGAUGGCUAUACAAAUUCCAUCUGGACGCUAUCGAUUUCGUCGGCGACGGAGCGAGGCGAGGUGCCUUGGUACUCAGAAAUAUGCAGUUCCACAUUAGCUGCGACGUAUAGCAGCGGAGCUAUUAAUGAAAAACAGGUAAAUUCUUUAAAUUUUAGAUCAUUUCUGUUGUAUAAGUCGUAG